AACAAACGACUCUUUUUUGCGAGAAAACGGAAAGUUUGCGGUGGUGGAUACGUGUUUAAUUUUUACAAACUGAAAUCGUUUCUCAUCAUUAAAUAUUGCCGGCUUUUCUAGCAAAUUCGUGAAAAUUAAAUGAUCUAACAGGAUCGAAUAAAAGUUUAGUUUGUAAUCAGUGAAACCAUGACUUUAUUGGAUUCGCUUCGGCGAUUCGACGCCUACCCUAAAAUUGAUAAGGAGUUCAGCAUUAGAACUGUUGGUGGAGCGACAUUAACAUUCAUCAGCGGAACGAUUAUCAUUGUUUUGAUAUAUUCUGAACUAAUCGCAUACUUAACGCCCGUUGUUACCGAUGAGCUGUUUGUGGACUCGACGCGUGGACAAAAGCUGAAAAUCAAUUUAGAUUUCUACAUUCCUAGAAUCUCGUGCGAUUAUGUAUCUCUGGACGCGCAGGAUGCCACUGGAGAACAACACCUUCACAUUGAGCACACCAUCUACAAACGAAGGAUGGACCUGAAGGGUAACCCGAUAGAGGAGGCCAAAAAGGAAGACAUAUCAGCGCCCAAACCGCGACUUGAGAAGAAAGAAGAAGAGGUCAAGAAAUGCGGAUCCUGCUAUGGGGCUGAGAAAAAUAGCACGCACUGUUGUGAAACCUGUCAGGACGUCAUCGAUGCCUACCGAGAGAAGCAGUGGAACCCCAAUCUAGAUGAUUUUGAGCAGUGCCAGAACGAGGUGCUGCUCGGCAAGAAGAGUCUAGAGUCGAAGGCAUUUAGCGAGGGAUGCCAGAUCUACGGUUCCAUGCAGGUGAAUCGAGUCGGAGGAAGCUUCCACAUCGCACCGGGGAAAAGUUUCUCCAUAAGUCACAUCCACGUGCACGACGUGCAACCGUUCUCGUCGAGCCGGUUCAACACGUCCCACCGCAUCAACACGUUGUCCUUCGGAGAGGAGUUCGGAUAUGGGCAAACCAGACCGCUGGAUUUCACCGAGGAAACGGCCCACGAAGGCGCCAUCAUGUUCCAGUAUUACAUAAAAAUCGUUCCAACGGAAUUUGUUCCGCUAAAUGGCCCUACACUGCACACCAACCAAUUUUCCGUGACAAAGCACCAAAAGAGUGUAUCUGUGAUGACAGGCGAAUCUGGAAUGCCGGGCAUUUUCGUCAACUAUGAACUGUCUCCGCUGAUGGUUAGAUUUACCGAGAAACGAAACUCUUUCAGUCACUUUGCGACGAAUCUCUGUGCAAUCAUUGGGGGUAUUUUUACCGUUGCUGGCAUAAUCGAUUCGUUACUGUUUACGUCGAUUCACGCCCUGAAGCGCAAAAUCGAAUUGGGAAAAUUCAGCUAAUGCCGGAUAAUGUGAUAACAAAUAGAAAACGAUCUGAUUCCAAAUCUUCUUCCAAUGCACAAAGGCAAAA
Molecule: messenger RNA, 1402 nt
Organism: Aedes albopictus (Asian tiger mosquito)
Lineage: Eukaryota; Metazoa; Arthropoda; Insecta; Diptera; Culicidae
Product: endoplasmic reticulum-Golgi intermediate compartment protein 3
Exons: 6
Coding region: 178-1332 (384 amino acids)
Biological process (GO): endoplasmic reticulum to Golgi vesicle-mediated transport; retrograde vesicle-mediated transport, Golgi to endoplasmic reticulum
Cellular component (GO): endoplasmic reticulum membrane; endoplasmic reticulum; Golgi membrane
Source: RefSeq, a predicted model, not a curated record